Messenger RNA from Anopheles stephensi (Asian malaria mosquito), 1467 nucleotides. Its product is annotated as vitellogenin-3-like. Gene Ontology annotation, biological process: lipid metabolic process. The coding region runs from base 140 to 1282 and encodes 380 amino acids. The record is from RefSeq and is a predicted model, not a curated record. Gene Ontology annotation, molecular function: lipase activity. Lineage: Eukaryota; Metazoa; Arthropoda; Insecta; Diptera; Culicidae. The transcript is spliced from 6 exons.
AAUUUUUCUCCGAUCACAGAUUAGUUCGAUUUGUUGCGCCGACUGAAACAGAACGCGGGAUCGUACCGGUGGACGUGUGCUAACCGAGUUACUUGUGGUUGUGGCUGACAGAAGCAAAAACGUGAGACAAAUCAUCGCGAUGGGCAAACGGUCGCUCGUGUUGAUCGUGCUGAUGGCAAGUGUUUGCACGCGCCAGGUGCAUUCGCUGGACUUGGGAGGCUUUUUCAAAACGACGAGUGACGUCGCGAAGGUGGCAGCUAAAACGGCCAAGGGAGUGGCCGAGAACAUACCGCAGAUAUUUUCACCGGAGCAGUUGCUCGAGUUUAGCAAGCAAUCGAUCAUUGGCCUGCCGGCGGAAGCGAUCGCCGCCACGAUCAAUCAAAUAUGUUCCGUGGCACUGCUGUCGAAUGCGACCGCGUCCGAGAACAGCGUCAACAUAACCGACAUGAACUACAUCCUGAUGACGGAAGACAAUAACGUUACGAUACCGCUGCUGGAGUCGGAUGAUUUGUGGAAGGAUGAGCUGUUCAACAAAUCGUACGAUACGGUCAUACUGGUUACCGGCUGGACGUCGAACGUGAACGAACCGAAUCGGGCGAUCGAUACGAUCUACAACGCGUAUAAGGCACGUGGCGGCUACAACUUCGUCGUUAUAGAUACAGCCGAGUAUGUGGACACACUGUACACCUGGUCCGCGUUCAACACGAACGAUCUUGGCGAAGGUUUGGCGGACGGAUUGAAGGGAUUAAUUCAGUACGUGCCACUGGAGAAGAUUCACCUGAUCGGCCACAGCUUAGGUGCACACAUUGUGGGUGCUGCAGGGCGCUACUUCCAGUACAAAACGAACAAAACGAUUCCCCGCAUUACGGGACUGGAUCCGGCGAAUCCUUGCUUCAAUGAGGGAGAAUCGCUGAGCGGCAUUCAGCGGGGUGAUGCGGACUUUGUGGACAUCAUCCACACGAACGCCAAGGUGCUGGGCAAGCGUGAUCCGAUAGGUGAUGCCGAUUUUUAUCCCAACGGCGUUGUUUCGGUCCAACCUGGAUGCAUCGAUCCAUCGUGUUCUCAUAAGCGUGCCUGGGAGCUUUAUGCUGAGACGGUGUAUCCCGAAACCGAAAAGAGUCUGCUGGCCGUUAAGUGCAAUUCACUGCUUUCGCUCAAAACUGGCGGUUGCAUAGGUAAUCCGAUUCCGCUCGGCUUUGCCUGUCCCAAAACGGCCAAAGGAAACUUUUUCCUGAAGACGAACGACAAAUCACCAUUCGCUGUAGCUUCGACGUCGGAAUGAACACGAACAACUUGCUGAUUUUGGGUGCUAGGAAGGUACGCUGUUCUGUUGUUGUUUAUUGUUGGCUGCAGCACAUGUUAUGGAGUGGAGCAUGGUUGAGUGGAAAUGUUUCGAAGUUUGUUUAAAGCGUUUGUAUGCAAGCGAAGAUAAUUGAAAUAAAUUGAGUUUGCAAAGUAAUGUGGAAA